This is a messenger RNA of Hypanus sabinus (Atlantic stingray), 3837 nucleotides long. It is a transcript of the gene znf804a, whose product is annotated as zinc finger protein 804A. The transcript has 4 exons. NCBI's taxonomy places the organism in Eukaryota, Metazoa, Chordata, Chondrichthyes, Myliobatiformes, Dasyatidae. Bases 1 to 3837 code for a protein of 1278 amino acids. The record is from RefSeq and is a predicted model, not a curated record. Gene Ontology annotation, cellular component: nucleus.
AUGGCGUGUUACUAUAUUGUCAUCAGCUCUACACACCUUAGCAAUGGCCAUUUCAGAAACAUCAAGGGAGUUUUCCGGGGCCCACUCUGCAAGAAUGGAAGCAAGACGCUGGAUUAUGCUGAAAAGGAAAAAACAAUAACAAAAGCUCUGGAAGAUCUGAAAGCCAACUUCUACUGUGAAUUGUGUGAUAAACAAUAUUAUAAACAUCAGGAGUUCGAUAACCACAUAAACUCCUAUGAUCAUGCUCACAAGCAGAGACUUAAAGAACUGAAGCAGAGGGAGUUUGCCCGCAACGUUGCUUCCAAGUCAAGAAAAGACGAAAAGAAACAGGAAAAAGCACUCAAACGUUUACAUGAGUUAGCGGAGCUCAGAAAGCAAGUGCGCUGUGCCCCAGGGAGUGGCCCAAUGUUCAAAUCAACAACUGUUGCUGUAAAGAAUCCCCCGGCGAAAAUCCAGCAGUGUGCAAGUCUGGACAUUGAAGGAACAUCAACAGAUCCUGAAUGUGGGAUGGCUGCCAGCUCAGCGGAAGCCAACAGAGGAAAGAACAAGCUGUCCGCAAGCAAUUCAGCUGAUAUAUGGAAGCCUGAACAUUGUAAACAGGGCAAGCAAGUCCGUGGAAAGAAAAUAGGAUUCUCCUUUUCCUUUCCCAAAAAAGUCCCUGUUAAAUUGGAAUCAUCGGCAGCAGUGUUUUGUGAGAACAGUGAAGAGGGUGCAAGUAAGAAGAAUGCAAUCCACAAACACAAACUGGGCAGCAAAACCUCUAACACGCAGGCAGGUUCUGGAGCAGAGACUGUUGUUGAUUUGGAAAGCAGUGAGCGUCAACAGCAAAACAAUAGUCACAAUACUGCAGAGACUCCUGUUAAAGAAGCACCACUGAAUUUGGUAAUAACAGAUAAUGACAAUGGUGUAAAGGAGACCAGUGUUUCUUCUAGUGCACCUCAAGUUCAAUGGAAGAACAGACCAAAGCUUCCCGUGUUGGUGCCUGUGCCAUCACUAAAACAGGACAAACAUCAGAAGGAAGAAAAAGACACAGAGCAUGCAGGGUCAAAGAAUUUCAGUCCUAAUGAGGACAAAAGUGAAGAUAUGACCGUGAGCAGCCAAAAGACACCUUCACUCGUGGAAGGUGAAGCAAGCACUCCACCUGAUGAACUAACCCAGAAGGUUAACAUCACUGAAGACUCCCACCAUAAUUUACCUGAAAAUUGUUGUUCUGAAAAUAUAGUGACCGAGACUGCAGGUAUGCAAAGCAAUCCUUGCUUGUGUAGAAGACCAGGUGCCCCUUUCUUUCCUGUGCUCAGUAAAGAUGACUCAACCGUACUUCAGUGGCCUUCGGAGAUGUUACAUUUUACCAAAACUCAACCUUCCAUAACUUUUUGCUGCAACCCCUUAUAUUUUGACUUUAGGUCAUCCAAAGCUAAAGGUUGUGCAGAAGAGAUUAAAUGCAAAUUAAAUGAUCUAGAGGGAACCCAGAGUUCACUAAAAGAAAAAGGUAUGUCCAAUGUUAAUGCUAAAGGGAAUGUCCUCAAUAGCUCUUCUGAUACGAAGCUAGACAGCCCAAGUUUGUGUGCACAAGGUGGUACCUGUAGUGAUGAGAGACAUCGCUCUGUUGAAAGAAGUGAUCUUGGUGAUUGUAAUGAACAAGGGGUUGGAUUAAAGCAUCACCAUGAUGGGGCUGAGCGAGAGAUUAGAGAAAUCAGAGAAAGCAUACCUCAUUGCAAACCUAAAAAAUUGAAAAAGCACAGAAGGUCUUCCAGGCACGUACGACAUAAACGAAGGAAACGGAGAAUUGCAGAACGUUUUAAAAACUGUAAAGGAGAGAGGAAGCAAACAGACUUAUGUAAAAAGUUGAAAAGGAGAAAAGUGUUCAGGGAGUGGAAAGUUAGAAACACAGACGAGGUUAGCGAAGGCUCCAGUACUUCAGGACCAACUCAAUUGACUGACGAAGAACAUGUCACAGACAGUGCCGAAUGCAGAGCUGGGCAAGGAGAAACGAGAGUAGAGGAUUCAGAAGGAAGCCCUGAUCACUUUGAAGUUAAAUUUGAUCAAAGCAAUGACACUUCAGAGAAACUGGAUGGCUUCUGUAAAAAUAAUGAGUGUGACAGUUCAAAAAGAAAUAUUUUGAUAAAUAAGGAUGAUGAUAGAGUAUUUAUUGCAAAUAAUGAGGCAGAAAGAAAGAGAGCAAGUCACGAGAACAAUGAGGAGAUUAAUGAUUUUCCAUCGGGUAAUGGGACAACUGGCUACAGACAACAGAAGCAGUGCUCAUUGGCCAGGAAUUCUGCAGAAGACUCACCACCAUUGUAUAAAAGAAAGGAAAGUAUUCGUGGCAAUGGCAACGAUUCUUUUCCAGACGUGGAGCAUUCCAGUCAACUGAAUGAAGAACAACAUUCUUGCCAGAUCCAUUCAAAGAAGAGAGGCUGUGCCUCUCUGGACUCUGAAGCCAUCAUAUUCUAUCACAAGCGGUGUAAGCAUAGAUAUUCUUCGUCACCAGACAGAGACCAUAAACAAGGCCUUAAUGCAUCAUAUAGGAGUUGGAGUCAGGUGUGUAGUUCCAGUGCAGCCUUCAACCACAAAGGUAGAAAAGAAUCUCACCAACUAAAGCAACAAUCUCAACCCAUGCACACUUUAAAGAGCCAGACAUCAGAGAGAGAAAGAUGUUUAUCACCAGAUGGGUUGCGGCCUUGCUCCACUUCAUUUCAAGAGAACACAUGCAAAGUUUCAGGACCAGAGUGUCCAGGGAAAGAUAUAAAUAUGACAAACACCUCUCCUGUCGUGACGGGGAAAGGUUUCAGUUCGGCGGCCGAUUUGCCAUUUGUAGAUGAUAAUCAUUCAAAGGCAAACAAUCAUCUCCUGAACAGGCCAGUCCCCCAGAUGACAGCAUGUGAUGGGCAUAACCUUGAUGAACAUAUGAAACGUGGUUUUUGGAUUAAUCACAAAGGCCCUUCAGGGGAUAUUUUAUUUCCUAGGCUUUCAUUUGUUGUAGAUGACCAUACCGCCUUGCCUCAUAGUGAGCAAGCACAAAAGCAGGGUUUGUUACAGAAAGAUGCAUUUCCGCAGAAGCAGGCGGACUCAUGUGGGGGUAGCAUUAAGGAUAUUAAGGCAUCUCUAAAUGAAGUCAUUCUCUGCCAUUAUGAAACUGCACGUGAGGAACACGGAGGAAGAACAUGGCUUCAAGAUGGCUCAAAUGUUUCACGCUGCAGUGCCCAGCAAGUCCUGCAGAAUGAUGCAACGGUACUUAUUGGCAAACAACCUCCCAAGUCAGAUCCAGUGUCGAAACCUUUCUCCCCGCUUUCUCAAACAAUAUCCUUCGCACCGGAAGAAAUCGAGAAAUACAGGCAGCUGCAGAUCCAAGCUCAGCAGCACAUUGAGCAGCAGAAGCUGGACAGCAGAGUGAAGUCACCUUCGCCUGCUUCAGCAGCUCCCAUGCAUCGUCCGUCCUCUCGCCAGCAGUCAGUGACAACUGCAUCAAUUACAACCAUUCACCGCACAGUGCUCCAGCAUCACCCAGCCACUGCUGCUGCCCUGGCUGCUGGGUCAUUCAUACAGCCCCAUUUACAGUCUGUUCCACAUGCUCACCUUCUCCCACCACAGGUAGCCCACAUUUCAUUAGCUCCUGCCCUUUAUCCGGGAGGCCCUGCAGCUUUUCUAGCCACUCCACAACUUCACAUCAUCCCGGCUUGUGCCCUCCGUCCAGAUCACUUUGCCCUCCACCCACUGCCAGCUACUACCUUGUUACCCCCAUUACUCACGCUUCACACACCAGCUAUUCCUCUCCACCACUUCCUCAAUUCCACUUUCUCCACCCAGGAUUUUCUGCACCUAACAGGAGCCCCCACGUAA